UUCCAACUUCCGAGUUUUGCGUCGUAGAGUAGGCGCUUACGUUCAUGUCUGAUAACUCACGUAGUGUUCCGGACGAGGCUUCGCUGCGUAGCGCAGCUGCAACCACUAUAUUUGAUGCCAAGGGACAACCUGUCAAGUUUGGCUCGUUGUUGAGGGAGCCGGUCAUUGUCGUUUUCAUUCGUCAUUUCUUCUGUGGGAGUUGCCAGCAAUACGUCAUGCAAUUGUCCUCCGUCCGACUUGAGGCACUCUCCAAAGCGAAUCGCAAAGUCAUCAUUGUUGGAUGUGGGUCCUAUGAAGUUAUAGCCGCUUACAAAGAGACCACAUCUUGUCCAUUCUCAAUCUAUGCAGAUCCCAAGAGAGAGCUAUAUCAUGCCCUUGGAAUGACUAUCGAGACUCUUGCUCUUACCCCUGCGAACGAAAAACGUCGCUCGUACCUACAGAAGGGUCUUUUGGGGAACAUAUUGAGUAGCCUUUGGUCCGGCCCACUGAAGAAUCCGUCACUCAUUGGGAAGCAAGGAAAAAUUUCCCAGCUUGGCGGAGAGUUUGUCUUCGACUCAGACAUUACCUGCACUUUUGCAUAUCGCAUGAAGCACACGGAGGACCAUACUGAAGUGUCUGAGCUGAUGCAGGCUGCUGGGGUUGAAUACCCUUGAGAGCCCUCUUACAAGCCAUACCGAACUAAGUCAACUUAUUUGGUAUAUUCUCUAUCUGAUGUCCUUUGUAUGGUUGUAAUAUUGUCAUACUAUCCUGUGAAUACGGUGUCGCU
Molecule: messenger RNA, 766 nt
Organism: Pisolithus orientalis
Lineage: Eukaryota; Fungi; Basidiomycota; Agaricomycetes; Boletales; Pisolithaceae
Product: AhpC/TSA antioxidant enzyme-domain-containing protein
Exons: 8
Coding region: 45-653 (202 amino acids)
Source: RefSeq, a predicted model, not a curated record